Molecule: messenger RNA, 1144 nt
Organism: Pisolithus orientalis
Lineage: Eukaryota; Fungi; Basidiomycota; Agaricomycetes; Boletales; Pisolithaceae
Exons: 2
Coding region: 43-1053 (336 amino acids)
Molecular function (GO): protein binding
Source: RefSeq, a predicted model, not a curated record
GUAGUUUCUCACAGCGGCUAUCACAAACAGCUCUGUUGGUAUAUGACCACGACACUCAGAGCCAAAAUGUCACCUUCUCUUGACCGUUCAGGUGAUCAUGAAAUGUCAGCGUCAAUCCACAGCGCUCGUGAUGAGCUCACACUGACACGCGCUGAGCUAGAUCAGUUGCGAGAGAAGGAACAAGAGCUACUCGAUCAACUUCGCCUCAUCCGUACUGCUACACGAACUUGUAGAGAUCAAGUACGCGCCUCUUGUCCGAUACCAGCAGACUUCAUCAGCCACCUUCCCGUCGAAGUCCUUGUGCGCAUCAUCGAACUCGCCCUCCAAAACCCACUCCCGGGGUGCGACCCGCACCAUCAUGUCAAACGUGAACUAGCCAGCGUGUCACGCCACUGGAGAAAUCUGAUCUUGGGCUCUCCAGGACUAUGGAACUGUAUUAGGAUAAGCCAAUCGUGGAGCGUUCCGUUCGUCGAGGCGCACGUCGCAAGGAGCGCAGAAUGUCCUCUUGACAUCGAGGUUUGCUUAGCUACGGGCUGGUAUUCCCCGGACGGACUCGGAUGGGAUGCGUUCCACGGUAGGCUUGACGCUGUGCUUCGUUGUCGACAUCGCUGGCGUAGUCUGGACCUCCAAACUGCAGAUACGUACAUCAUCCUACAAUUCAUCACUUUAGGGGGGCCCAUCUCAUUCAAACGUCUCACCAUCAUCGAUCACGACAUGACUGGCCUGUUUUGGUUCGGCACAUAUAAGGACUGGUCACCGGUGAACUACCUAAAGCUUCAAGGCCAGAUCUAUCUCAGCUACCUCUCGGAACUGUCCAAUCUGGAAACUCUAAUCCUGCACAUCCCAAUUUCUGAUGAGUUCCUAUACGGCCACAUGGAAUUUUCUCUGAGGAAGUUGAAAACAUUCUGGUUAUCUGGGAGUACCAAGAAUUUCCGAUUUCUCCCUGACACACUCCACUUUCCACUUCUCGACUCUCUUUCGGUUAAUGUAAUCUCUGCACGCGGCCUAAUGGAGGCGAUUGUAGCUCCAAACCUCCAUCAUGUUUGCUACUAAACCGUACAGCUGCGAUAGCGACAUGUCUUUUGUUUUCGGUAAUCUUUCAUCCAAGUUUUCCAGCGUUGAGCAUCUCUGCCUCCGUGAUUUC